AUGUUCAGGGGCGCUUGGAUGUGGCCCGGAAAAGACGCCGCCGCGCUGACUAUCUGCUGCUGCUGCUGCUGCUGGGCUCCCAGGCCGAGCGACAAACCUUGCGCCGACUCCGAGCGGGCGCAGCGAUGGCGACUGUCCCUGGCGUCCCUGCUCUUCUUCACCGUGCUGCUCGCUGACCAUCUGUGGCUGUGCGCGGGGGCCCGGCCCCGAGCCAGGGAGCUGAGCAGCGCCAUGCGGCCGCCCUGGGGGGCCGGCCGGGAGCGGCAGCCGGUGCCUCCUCGCGCGGUGCUGCCCCUGCCGCCGCCGCCGCCGCCGCCUCCCGGCCAGCCCAGCGCGCCCCCGGGCACCUGCGGCCCGGGAUACAGCAACCUGACCAAAGCCGCCGCCGCCGCCGGUCCCGGGCCGGACUGCGGCGGCGUCCCGGAACCCACGGGGCUGGACGCAGCUUGCACCAAAUUGCAAUCUUUGCAGAGACUUUUCGAACCGACUACCCCAGCGCCCCCUCUGCGGCCCCCCGACUCCCCUUCCCGUGCCCCGGCCGAGUUCCCCACCGCCAAAAAAAACUUGCUCAAAGGCCACUUUCGGAACUUCACUCUUUCCUUUUGCGACACCUACACGGUCUGGGACUUGCUGCUGGGCAUGGACCGCCCCGACAGCCUGGACUGCAGCCUGGACAACCUGCUGGGGGACCUGCUGGCCGUGGUGGCUAGCCCGGGCUCCGGGGCCUGGGAGGUGUGUAGCAACUGUAUCGAGGCGUACCAGCGGCUCGACCGACAUGCUCAGGAAAAAUAUGACGAGUUCGACCUCGUGCUGCAUAAAUACUUACAGGCAGAAGAGUAUUCAAUCCGGUCCUGCACGAAAGGCUGUAAGGCUGUCUACAAGGCCUGGCUGUGCUCAGAAUACUUCACCGUGACCCAGCAGGAAUGCCAGCGCUGGGUGCCCUGCAAGCAAUACUGCCUGGAGGUGCAGACCCGGUGCCCCUUUAUCCUCCCUGACAAUGAGGAAAUGGUAUACGGAGGGCUCCCUGGCUUUAUCUGUACAGGGUUGCUGGAUACUUCACCAAAGCGGCCAGAAACCAAGUGCUGUGACGUGCAGUGGGUCUCCUGUGAGUCGGAGAAGAAGAAGUUCAAGGAGUCUGAAGCCCCCAAAACCCACCACCAGCAAUUCCACCACUCUUAUUUCCACCACUACCACCAACAGUACCACCACUACCAUCCCCGCCACGAGCCCCCAGGCCGUCUCGGCCACAAGCCCUCCCUGCUGCCGGUUUCUGGGGGCUCCCGCCUCAGCCCCAGCAGGAUCCGGCUCUACAUCCUUGUUCUCGUGCUCCUCCAUACCAUGGUGUCCUUCUCCAGCAGCCAGAGUGGUGGGGGACCGGGCCUGGAGGCACUGCCUGCCCUAGACGAGGGCCUGGCUCGGGAAGAGUGACCGCAGGGAGGGAGAUCAGACCUCCACCACACACCGACAUCAACUCCAGCUCCCCCAAGGGGAGGGGGAGGGGGCCCCUCCCAUGGGAGGUGUAGGACCAGGUAGGGGGCAGGGGAAAUGGGGGGAUCACACAUCACCCCCAACCAACCCCCACCCCAAAAGCAGCUCCAACAGAGCCGCCAAAGGGCCCCAGGAAACUGCAAAACUCAUCCAGGAGAAAAAGGCAGGAGCAGCAGGUGCCCCCCUCCCAGGCUCCAUAUAUGGAACUUAGCCAAAAGAAAAGGGGAGGGGGGGUGGGGGCUGGAAAUGCCCACCCCUACUAGAGCCCUGACCCCAGGGAAGAAGGCUGUUUAUCUGGUCUUGGCCCUGCAGGGAAUGUUGGGGGGCACAGAGGGGAGAAACUCUUUUCCCCCUCUGCAUUCCUUUUGUUGCCACGAUCCUUAAUUCCCUCCUGCCCAUACUCCUACAGGCAAUGGCAGACGAUGCAGUGGCCUUCCUCCGCUCCAGCGCCCCUUGUCCCAUGGCGGGGCGGGGGGGGGGAGGGGCCUGCCACAAGGAAGGACCAGGCUGGGACACAAGGUGUAUGCAGUUGCAGCUAGGUUGGGGCCCCAGUUAAGAUGUGCCCCAGCACCCUAGGUGAUAGGAAUAGUGGAGGGCGGGAGUGGAGAGGAGAGAGGAACACAGAGGGCUUAAAAAGAUGGCUGAAUGGCCUGUCACCACCUGGCACUGGGGAGGCAGAUGAUCAGUGUUGAAGCAGGCUCAAGGACACCGCCCCAAAUCAGAAAAGGUUGCAAAAGGAGCCCUCUGGGGAAAAGAGCACAGGGACUGGGGUCUUGGGCCUUGAAACCGAAGACUGAGGGCACAUGGUCAGACUGCCACUGUCUGAAGGGCCAUAUCUUACAGAAGGUGCACAUACUCCCAAGGGCCACUCUUGCCCUGGAGAUCUUGGCCUUGGGGCCAAAGACGUUUCCAUUUCUGAUCUCCACGGGGAGGAGGGACUUAAGCCCAAGAGGGUCAGGCCUGGCCUGGGUCCCCAAACUCCCCCAACUCAUCCUAGCCCAGGCCUCAAUGAAGGAAACCCUGGUGGUGUUGCCCCAGGGCUUUCCAGAGAUGAGCCUCCCCAUCCCCAGCCUGUCCCCAUUCCCAGCCUACCAAAGAGUAUUCAUCCCUUCCAAUCCCUGACCCCAUGGGUUACUAUCCUAAUUGUGGAACCAUCAGACUGCUCCUCACCCUAUAGCGGGUCCCCUAAUCCAGCCACCCUUGCCCCUUGCUGGAGAAAGUCCAGAAACUAGCAAGAGGACCCACUGGAUAAAGACAAUGUGCUGUGGUCCCUUGGCCAAGAGACUUGAAGUAUUUAGUCAGGCUACAGUGCUGCAUGAGAGAAGAGGCCUGCAGAGACCCUUGGGGGCCAUCAGCCUCGUGCUGAUCUCCUGGGAGUGGAAGGCCUGGGACAUCUACAAACCAAUAGGCACAGACAAGAAAGGGAGCCACAACUAUGUUUCUGGGACAGGCCAAGUGGCUUUCAGUGCCAGAAAGGCCUGUGUCUGGGAUGAGAUGCCAGUGAGUUAAGGUAGGGGGUGGGGAGUGGUGGACCUGGAACUGCAUUAGGCAAAACAAAGACUGGGACAGCUGGAACCGGUUGGCUGAGGGAUAAAUAAGAGACCUCAGUAGUAGAGAGGGAAUCAUUCAAGGGCCUCAUCAGGGUCCCCAAAUAGGCUCUGUGAGGCUGCAGAGUCCUUCCACGCCAGGUUUCUCAUUUCUCACAGCGUGUCCCCCAACCCACCUCCAGCCCUGUGCCCUGGCCACAUGCUCCCUGUUGGACCUUCAGCAUUUCAGGCCUAGCCACAUACCCCAUCUCUAGAGUGCUCUUUUCAGCUGGGGAGGGUAAGAGGUGCUGGCUCCUUUCCAGAGAUGCUUUUGUAGACGUGAGAGACCCUAGGUACUGCCUUCUAAUUCCUGCAUCCUCAAGAGGGGCAAAGGGACUGGGAAGUAAAGGGGGGGCCUUAGGGCCCCAGGAAAUGGACCCUUGGAGACUCCCACCCCACUUCCCCCUCACCAAGUGCCCAGGAGACCCCUGGCUCAGACCAGCCCAGGGCCUUGCCCAGUGGCAGGGGAAAGGGGCACCUCACUCCACUUCGAAGUCAUUUGACUGUCCCCAUCUACCCCACUGCCCAGAUCUUCCACCACCCCUUCAGCUGCCUCUGCCCUUCGUCACAGGCAGCGGAGCUGGGCAGCUUUCUUACGCCAUUUUCUACACUGUGCUUCAUGAGUAGGACUUUCUUGCACUAGUUCCUAUGACUGAGUCUCCAAGUCGGAUUCCUAGUAGUCCCCCUCCCUCACCUGGCUAUGACUCACUUGUUGCCCUACCCCUGCCUCUGUGUUUCGGUGAGAGUCUGUAUGUGUACCGCUUUCUGUUUUGUUGCAUUGUGGGGCAGAGGCCUCUCUGCUCUUGUUUAACCCCAUAAAGAAAUAAAUGGUAAAGAGUU
Molecule: messenger RNA, 3914 nt
Organism: Odocoileus virginianus texanus
Lineage: Eukaryota; Metazoa; Chordata; Mammalia; Artiodactyla; Cervidae
Gene: NALF2
Product: NALCN channel auxiliary factor 2
Biological process (GO): calcium ion import across plasma membrane
Cellular component (GO): plasma membrane
Molecular function (GO): stretch-activated, monoatomic cation-selective, calcium channel activity
Source: RefSeq, a predicted model, not a curated record